CCAUGAAUCCCUUCUCUUCCGGGACCCGCCUCAGGGACAUGAUUCGAGCUAUACGUGCUUGCAAAACUGCUGCAGAAGAGCGUGCUGUUGUGAGAAAAGAAUGUGCUGCUAUACGUGCUGCUAUUAGUGAAAAUGAUCAGGAUUAUAGGCAUCGUAAUCUUGCAAAGCUCAUGUUCAUUCACAUGCUUGGUUAUCCUACUCAUUUUGGUCAAAUGGAAUGUCUCAAACUGAUAGCUUCUGCUGGUUUUCCUGAAAAGAGAAUUGGCUAUCUUGGUCUAAUGCUGCUUCUUGAUGAAAGGCAGGAAGUUCUUAUGCUUGUUACAAAUUCCUUGAAACAAGAUCUCAAUCAUUCAAAUCAAUAUAUUGUGGGUCUUGCACUUUGUGCUCUAGGGAAUAUAUGUUCUGCAGAAAUGGCACGGGAUCUUGCACCAGAAGUAGAAAGGUUACUACAAACUAGAGAUCCAAACAUUAGAAAGAAGGCUGCUUUGUGCUCUAUAAGGAUAAUAAGAAAAGUUCCAGACUUAGCAGAAAACUUUAUGGGCCCUGCUGCUUCUUUGCUGAAGGAAAAACAUCACGGAGUUUUAAUAGCUGGAGUUCAGCUCUGUACAGAUCUAUGUAAAGCUAGUACUGAUGCCUUAGAAUAUUUGAGAAAGAACUGCACCGAGGGACUGGUUCGAAUUCUGAGAGAUGUCUCAAAUAGUCCAUAUGCACCUGAAUAUGACAUUGCUGGGAUUACAGACCCAUUUCUGCACAUCCGAGCGCUUAGGCUUAUGCGUAUGCUGGGUCAAGGAGAUGCAGAUUCCAGUGAGUAUAUGAAUGACAUUCUUGCUCAGGUUGCGACAAAAACUGAGUCAAACAAAAAUGCUGGAAAUGCUAUUCUGUAUGAAUGUGUUGAAACUAUCAUGGGUAUUGAAGCUACUAGUGGUCUUCGUGUGCUUGCUAUCAAUAUUUUGGGAAGGUUCUUGUCAAAUCGUGACAACAAUAUCAGAUAUGUUGCCCUUAAUAUGCUCAUGAAGGCUGUUACAGUUGAUUUUCAAGCAGUGCAAAGGCACAGAACAACGAUUCUAGAGUGUGUUAAGGAUUCUGAUGCCUCAAUCCGGAAAAGAGCCCUUGAACUUGUUUUUCUCUUAGUCAAUGACAACAAUGUGAAGUCUUUGACAAAAGAACUUAUUGAUUACCUAGAAGUAAGUGAUCAAGACUUCAAGGGAGAUCUGACUGCCAAAAUUUGCUCAAUUGUUGAAAAGUUUUCUCAAGAGAAGCUAUGGUAUAUUGAUCAGAUGUUCAAGGUUUUAUCUCUGGCUGGGAACUAUGUAAAAGAUGAUGUGUGGCAUGCCCUAAUAGUCAUGAUAAGCAAUGCACCUGAUCUUCAAGGGUACUCUGUAAGGUCAUUAUACAAGGCAUUCCAAACUUCAAAUGAACAGGAGAGUUUAGUGCGAGUAACAGUAUGGUGCAUUGGGGAAUAUGGCGAGAUGCUGGUCAAUAAUGUUGGAGUGCUGGAAAUGGAGGAACCGAUGACAGUAACAGAAUCUGAUGCUGUGGAUGUUGUAGAGGUUGCCUUAAAACGUCAUUCUUCGGAUAUCAAAACUCGAGCAAUGUCCUUGGUUGCUCUUUUGAAGAUCUCUUCACGUUUUCCUCCCACUUCGGAGAGGAUAAGAGAGAUAGUUAUGCAGCAUAAAGAAAAUGUUGAACUAGAGUUACAGCAAAGAUCAAUUGAAUUCAACUCGAUCAUCCAAAGACAUCAGAAUAUUAAAUCUUCUUUGGUUGAAAGGAUGCCUGUUCUGGAUGAGUCAACUUACAUUGGAAAGAGAGUGGGCUCUUCACAAGCAACCCUUCCAGCAGAUAAAUCUAGCCGACCAACCUCUGGAUCUCCAGGGGCCUCACUGAAGCUUCCAAAUGGUGUAGCCAAACCACCACCAGCUCCCCUGGUGGAUCUACUUGAUUUAAGUUCAGAUGAUGUGCCAGCCCCUACUUCAUCUGCUACUGAUUUUCUGCAUGACCUGUUGGGUGGUGAUUUGAUGAGUCCGUCAUCAUCAGCUCCAUCAGGGGGUGCAGGUACAGAUAUUCUGAUGGAUCUUCUAUCAAUUGGAUCACCUUCUGCACCAACUGAUGUAUCAAUACGUAAUACUAUUUCCUCCAACCAAGGAAAUGCAGGAGAGCCUAAAACUGCUCCUGCUUCAGUAAUGGAUUUAUUGGAUGGCUUACCAUCAAAUUCAUCUCUUCCAGGUGACAAGAAUCCAAUUUAUCCAUCUAUCACGGCUUUUGAGAGUAGCACCUUGAAGGUUACAUUCAGCUUCACAAAGCAGCCAGGAAAACCACAAAAUACAAUGAUUCAGGCUACAUUUACAAAUUUGUCAUCUAAUACUUACACAGAUUUCAUUUUUCAAGCAGCUGUUCCUAAGUUCAUCCAGUUGCGUUUAGACCCAGCUAGCAGCAGUACUCUUCCAGCCAGUGGCAAUGGGACAAUUACGCAAAUGCUUAGUGUCACUAAUAGCCAGCAUGGGCAGAAAGCCCUUGCGAUGCGUUUAAGGAUUGUCUACAAAGUGAAUGACCAAGAUAAGAUGGAACAAGGACAGAUCAACAAUUUUCCUCCUGGUUUAUGAGCCUGCUGUUUGGUGCCUAAGAGUUGUGCUAGAGUUUUUUCUUUUAUUUUCUAUUUCAUGGAGGGUUUUCUUUUUUUUUUUUGUUUUUUUCUUGCUUUAGAUUAUCCUUAGACGAUCUAGACGUUUUUGAUUGUUCACAUAUAAUGUAUAGAAAUUGGCAUUAAUACCACAUGGGUAAGUUCCGGUCAGUAGUAUGCUUCCGGUUAGUGUAUGCCUUGCAGUUCUUUAAUAGGGCUGCAGAACUGAUUCAUUUUUCCCGGGCAGGGAAAAGGUUGUUGUACGGAUAAAAUGUUCAAUUUAUCGUUGGAUGUAUACUUGAAAUUGUA
Molecule: messenger RNA, 2926 nt
Organism: Elaeis guineensis (African oil palm)
Lineage: Eukaryota; Viridiplantae; Streptophyta; Magnoliopsida; Arecales; Arecaceae
Product: AP-1 complex subunit gamma-2
Biological process (GO): vesicle-mediated transport; intracellular protein transport
Cellular component (GO): membrane coat; AP-1 adaptor complex; Golgi apparatus
Source: RefSeq, a predicted model, not a curated record